AUGUCACCAAACAGUUCUCCAGACCAGCUAACGAACUCAGAUGAAGAUUUAAUUGUUAUCACUGAUACCAGUUUCACUGAAAAUGAACCCAAGCUUUUCGAAAUAUUAAACCAUAACAACCCAAAAGUCAAGGAAAGUAUAAUUGAAAUCUUGCCUCGUCAUAUAUUAACAAUCAUUGUUGAUUGCCUAACUCAAAAAGAACUACUCAAUCUAGCCUUAACCAAUUCUUUAUUUUAUAAUUUAUCCACUGAUAAACUAUACAGAAAUAUUUACAUCCAAGAUUAUAAACUUUUAAUUCCCGAUAACGAAAAUUAUCAAAACAUGUUUCCCAUCAAUUGGACUUAUUUUCAAAUUCCCUUCAAACUUUUAUCCAAUGUCAAACCAAUAGCCUAUGACUGUUUAGAUUCAGAUUCGCUCAAAAAAUAUCUAAACCAAAGUUAUUUGAGAGAUUCUGAUGGCAAGAUCAUUAGUUAUAAUGCCUGUUAUAGAAUCUACAAUUUUUUGAGACUAGAAAAAUUCUUCAAAUGCAUUCUAAGACUAGCUACUUCUUUUCGUCUAAAACCACUUUUGCAAUCAAAAGUUAAAAAAAUCUUUAUUGAUUUGACCACAAAUUCAUUCAAGCAAAAUUUAUUUGACUGUAUGGUUCUCAAUAUAUUAAUCGAAGAUAUAAUAAACCUCUCACAUAAUCUACUCUCGAUUGAAUUCAGUGACAUGUCUUUACAUCGUUCUCUUCAAAUUUUAUCAACUGAUAUCAGAUUCUUUUGGUUAAAACCCAAUUCUUACAAUCUACUAAAUUAUUCUUAUUUUGAUGUCCAUAAUCGAGCUGAAUAUCUUUAUAAUAAGCCCUUAAAUUUGCUUCAACAUCAAAAUAUCAUACUUAAUCAUAGUAAUAACAAUACUACUACUACUACUACUACUACUACUACUACUACUACUACUACAAAUAACAACGAUGAUAUUAAUGACUACGUGCUGUCUCAAUUACAUGAAUAUCAAAUUCUUCUAUUAAAAAGCUCAUUACAAACAUAUAGAAAUAUGAAACUGCUCAUCUUACAUCUUUGGGAUAAUAACUACAUUUAUGAAAACAUUUUAACUAUUUUAGAUUAUAAAUCCUUUGCAAUUGAAAACAAAUUAAACGAAGUUCAAAAUCCCAAUUUAAACUUGAAUCUUAUUCUAAACUAUGAGUUUUCCUUGUCAAUAGUAAAUAAAAAAUCAACCUUGUUUUUCACUAAAAUCUUUCAAUAUCCCUUUUUGAAAAAACUCACUUUAGAUACUUUAUGUCAACUUACUCAUACUCCUAAUAACUGCACUUGUAUGAAAACUAUUAUACAUACAAUUCUACAAAAUAAUAAUAAUAUAAUAAAUUUGGAAGAAAUUGCUUUUUCUGCAGUCCCAAUUAAUGACCAACAGGCUUUGGACGAUUGUUUUACUCUAGUUUUCACUAAAUUACCAAAUAUCAAAAUAAUUUCUUUGGAUUUUAAAGACUAUUCAAGCUAUACAUCCGAUUCUAUUUACACUGAAGUUUAUGAUUAUUUAAACCAUUUAGAUUCAUUUUGUGGCAAAAUUUUAAUAACUUUGAAAAAGUUUAUUCUAAAUUCAAAAUUAACAAAUUUGCUGAGUUUGAAUCAUUUAUAUUUAAAAGGAGAGUUUUCAAAAUUUUUUUUACACUAUUUACUAUUUGAAUACGUUGAUAAAACAUUUCAGGAUUUCGGUAAUGAAGAAUCAAAUCAUCAAAAAAAAAUUAGUUUUUUAAAACAAAAAUCCAUUAAUUUUUGUCUAUGCUCUACAUGUCAACGGUUUUUAAACUUUUUAAAAUCGAAAUUAGAGUAUCCUAAGGGCAUGGAUCUAAUUGAUCUAAACAAUGCACUUAUACAAAAUUACGAUAGACUAACUGAAUUUCAAAACUUUUUUAAUAGCUUUGGCGUGUCAGCCUCUGAUAAAGGUUUGAAUGAUUAUUUAGGAUUAAAUAGCACUACAAAAUUCAAUGAAAUCUAUGGUGAUUUUCAUAUAAAUUUAUCUUAUAAACACAACAUAGAUAGUAAAAUUGUUUAUUAUCGUGAGGAUGGGAUGAAUAAUUAUUUGGGAGUUGAUACAAACCAUGAUUUAUUAAAAAAGUUUUUACCUGUUGAUUUUUCGAUAGUCAUCAAGCAUUAUUAUAAAGAAUUGAUUAAAACUGUUUCUGAAAUUGGAAAAUUUUCUCAAUUAAGAACGUUUGCAAUUGAAAAUUUACCAUUUAUUAUUUUUAAAGAUGAUAAUGAUGUCCAACAAACAGAAUUUGCUUAUUCAGUUGAUGAUUUUGAACAAGAUAUUAACCAAACACUUAGUGAUUGUUAUAAUUUUAGAAACAAAACAUCUGCCAUACAUGAAAGUUUUCUUUUUGAGUAUUAUAGAAUUAAGAAGUUUUUUAGUAAGUUCUAA
Ascoidea rubescens DSM 1968 is the source of this 2418-nucleotide messenger RNA. RefSeq lists its product as uncharacterized. The transcript has a single exon. Gene Ontology annotation, molecular function: protein binding. The record is from RefSeq and is a predicted model, not a curated record. The coding region runs from base 1 to 2418 and encodes 805 amino acids. Lineage: Eukaryota; Fungi; Ascomycota; Saccharomycetes; Ascoideales; Ascoideaceae.